UCAGUUCGUCGAAAUUGUGUACUUUUUAAACAUGCAUUUAAAAAUCGUUUUGUUACUGUAUUUUUUAAAAAUAUGUAGUGCUCAGGUAUAUAUUAUUGGAAAUAACAGAUUUAAUAAGAUGAAAGAAGUUUUUGCUUGGAAACAAAUUGGUUAUAAUUUUGAUGGCAUUCAAUAUAUUAAAGAUGAACCCGUAAAAAAAGACUUUACCUCAAUAUAUUUCAGAGACUCUAGAGAGGAAAAAGACAGCUAUUUCACACAAUACAAUAACAUACCUAUUGGCUUCGAAGUUUAUGAAAAAAAACUUUUCAUCACUGUGCCCCGAAGACGAUAUGGAAUACCAUCGACUCUGAACUACGUGGAUCUGGACUCUAAGGAGUCUUCACCACUGUUGAAACCUUACCCCAACUCCGCUAGCGUGGAUAAAUUCUUCUCAGUAUACAGGCCUCGGGUAGAUGCUUGUGGUAGACUAUGGAUGGUUGAUACUGGUCUUUUGGAGAUCCCUGGGGACUUUCAGAGUAAUAAACAGCCUGAAAUUAUCAUAAUUGAUCUGAAAACUGAUGAAGAAAUCCUGAGAUAUAUCAUCCCGGAUAAAGUUUUACUGAACGGGACCACUUCAGGUCUAACUUCAAUAACUGUGGAUGUCACGUCAUCAACGUGCAACGAUGCUUUCGCCUACAUAAAUGAUUUAGCUCAAAACGGCCUGAUAGUAUUCUCUUUAAAGAAAAAAGACAGUUGGAGAUUUGAACACCCUACAUUCAAAUAUGAUGUUGGGGCUACCAACUUCAGUGUUGCAGGUCACAAUCUGAAUUGGAAAGACGGUCUAUUCAGUAUUGCCCUAUCAGACCCUGAUAGUAAGGGCAUCAGAAAAGCUUAUUAUCAUCCUCUGAUGUCAACGCAGGAGUUCUCCGUAUCCAAUGAGGUUUUAAAGAAUCCGGACAGCGUAUUGGACUCUAAGAUUGCUGAGAGUUUCAAGCUCGAAGGUGUAAGAGGGGCGUUCUCUCAAAGCGGUUCGCAUGACUUCCACAGUGGAACCAAGACCUUACUGUUUGCGAAUGUAGCCCAAGAUAGUAUUAUGUGCUGGAAUACUAAAGUUUCUCUGAUGAGCAAGAUAUCUGUGCCGGUAGCUCAGAGCCAUACGAAACUGGUCUAUAUUUCAGAUUUAAAGGUGAAAGGUGAUGAAGUGUGGGUAUUAGUGAAUCAGAUACCAACUUUCAUAUAUUCUAAGUACGAUACUAGUAAAAACAACUUUUUUGUACACAAAGGCAGAGUGCAAGACAUAAUAAAAACUACAUUAUGUGAUGUUUAACAGACUGAAGAUUAUUCUAAUAAAUAUAAUUAAAGAGAAA
This is a messenger RNA of Helicoverpa zea (corn earworm), 1346 nucleotides long. It is a transcript of the gene Y-fb, whose product is annotated as L-dopachrome tautomerase yellow-f2-like. NCBI's taxonomy places the organism in Eukaryota, Metazoa, Arthropoda, Insecta, Lepidoptera, Noctuidae. The record is from RefSeq and is a predicted model, not a curated record. Gene Ontology annotation, cellular component: extracellular region. The transcript has 9 exons. Bases 32 to 1306 code for a protein of 424 amino acids.